Messenger RNA from Trematomus bernacchii (emerald rockcod), 5249 nucleotides. RefSeq names its product ubiquitin specific peptidase 53b (gene usp53b). The record is from RefSeq and is a predicted model, not a curated record. Gene Ontology annotation, molecular function: cysteine-type deubiquitinase activity. Lineage: Eukaryota; Metazoa; Chordata; Actinopteri; Perciformes; Nototheniidae. Gene Ontology annotation, cellular component: cell-cell junction. Gene Ontology annotation, biological process: sensory perception of sound; protein deubiquitination; response to auditory stimulus. Bases 407 to 3559 code for a protein of 1050 amino acids. The transcript has 17 exons.
UUCUGGCACAGGCCAUCACUGGCCUCGUUAGUACGGAGAAAGGGAGCAUUUUUCAGCGAAAUAACACUGUCCCGCCCGGGUGUGUGUGUCAGCAAACAGCGUUUCGAGCUGUGUGCGUGUCGAAGAGAUUGGGAAUGCUGCACUAUGACGGAUAGUGCGUUACAUGCGUCUGGACAUAUCUGCAGUGUUUUCUAGACAGUUUUAUUUGGAGGAAUCGGGGAGAAGUGUGGCGAUUUUGCGCGUUGACAGCUGGACCGCCCUGCGCCUUCAUUGGAGGCAGUGAAGUGUCCGCUUCCCUUUAAGAUACUGUCCAGUUGCCAUUCAAUGUCCAGCAGCACGUGGCUGAGGCUGCCCUGCGGCUGAUCCUGAUGAUGCUUUCAACCAACCGCUCCGGGGGUGCGUGGGGAUGAAAUGGAUGGAGCCCAUGGCCAGACCAGCGCACCAGCUCCCACCUCUCAGCAUGUCCAGCCGCAGCAAGUCUCCCCCCAACUCUGGAGAAGCUGCAGGCUCUAACUCCAUGGCAUGGGUGAAGAUGUUCAAAAAACCUGGAGGAGGCCUGAAGAAAUCCUACCAGCCUGGGAGCAUGCUGUCUCUCGCGCUCACCAAAGGCCUGCUGAAUGAGCCCGGGCAGAACAGCUGCUUCCUAAACAGCGCUGUUCAGGUGCUCUGGCAGCUGGACAUCUUCAGGAGGAGUUUGAGGCAGCUCUCAGGUCACUUCUGUCUCGGUGAUAGCUGCAUCUUCUGUGCUCUAAAGAGCAUCUUCAGCCAGUUCCAGCAGAGCAGAGAGCGUGUGCUCCCUUCCGACAGCCUGCGUAACGCGCUAGCUGAAACUUUUAAGGAUGAGCAACGCUUCCAGCUCGGCCUGAUGGAUGAUGCUGCUGAGUGCUUUGAGAACAUCCUGGAGCGGAUUCAUUUACACAUCGUUUCUGACACGUCGACUGAUGCAUGCUCAUCCAAAUCCUGCAUCACCCAUCAGAAGUUCGCCAUGAUGCUUUAUGAGCAGUUUGUGUGUCGCUGCUGUGGAGCAUCGUCAGACCCGCACCCAUUCUCAGAAUUCGUACAUUAUGUUUCAACGACUGCGUUAUGCCAACAGGUUGAGCGCAUGUUGGGGAAGAACGAGCGGCUCAGGUCAGACAUGUUUGGAGAAUUGCUGCAGGCAGCAAACAACACAGGUGACCUCCGAAGCUGCCCGAGUAACUGCGGUCAGAGUAUCAAGAUCCGCCGUGUGCUCAUGAACUGUCCAGAGAUCGUCACCAUUGGAUUUGUAUGGGAUGCUGAGCAGUCUGAUCUCACGGACGAUGUCAUUCGGUCACUUGGCCCACGACUGAAUCUGUGUGGGCUUUUCAACCGUGUCACUGAUGAAAACGCCAAACGCAGCGAGCUUCAUCUGGUGGGGAUGAUCUGUUUUUCGAGUAAACAUUACUCAGCCUUCGCCUAUCACACCAAAUCUUCAAAAUGGAUGUUUUUCGAUGAUGCUACUGUAAAGGAGAUUGGAUCCAAAUGGAAAGAUGUUGCCUCUAAAUGUAUCAGGGGACAUUUCCAGCCUCUUCUUUUAUUUUACACUAAUCCUGAGGGAUCUCCAGUUUCUAAUGAAGAUGCCCCAAGACAAACCACCAUGUGUCCUCGGUACAAAGCUCAGAUAAAUGGUGACAUGACAGCGAAACAUCCCCUUGGCAGUCCGAACAAACUCCAGGAUCCCAUCAUGGAGCAUUUGCAGAGGCCGAGUGAAACUUCCAAAAAGGAUCGAGGGCAUCGGAAAACAGACUCAUCACAACACAAAGAGAUGGCACAUGCAAGAUCUCUAUCUCCUCCAGAGAGUGGACCCAGGCCGCCUGUGGACCAAAAAUGUAAAAGCUAUCCACGGGCUGAGAAGUUAUCGAACCAUUCGAGCAGAGGACCUCAGGAUCAGCGUGGUCCGUCCUUCGGUACGCAGGGUGGAGGGCACGGCCGCAGGAACAACACCUCCUCAAGUCGCUAUGAUCAGGAUGGCUGCCAGGAGCAAUGGGAAAAAGAUGGAGGUGAAGGAACCCGCAAUAAGUCCAAGUCCACCUGGAGACCCAUUCGGGAGGUGUUAAAUGUGGACACUGUGCUUAACGAACUGGAGCAGCGGCGUCAACAGCAGCACGACAGCCCGCGACACAGCAAGCCUUCGUCCCAGGAAAAAGUGCACAAGGAACAAAGUCGAGACCACGAGCGGGAAUACGUACGAACCAGAGAAGAUCGGAAGCAGAAGUGCUUAAUGACUAUUUAUGAGGACGAGCAGCGCCAUGAGACGGAGAGCCACAGCUCUGUAGAGUCAGAGAGCAGAGCCAACCAGCAGAGGGGCAGCAGACUCAAGGGGGGGCCCAAGACGCUGCUGCGUAGCGACACCUGGACCAUCCAGAGGACAGAGUCUGGCUAUGAGAGCAGCGAUAGACUCAGCAGUGGCUCCACCAAUCCUGACUCACCUGGCGUCGAUGGCUUUGUGGUUAAAGACCAGAGAUCAACACCAGAGGCAAAGUUGCAAAGUCAGCUGCACCAAAAAGGAGGCGAUGCCAAAACAAGUUCAACGUCCUCCCCUUCACACAAUGGUAAACAUCAACCCAAACCUCAGGGAAAGAACCAUGACCAAGUUUCACAUUCACAUCUAAAGUGCAGUCCAAGUUCGAGACGGAAAUCAAAGAACACUAGUACCUCCAGAAAAGCAGUUUCCUCAGAGAGGGACUCCGCUGGUUCAGAUAACAGGCAGUGUGAGCAGCAGGAUCUGACAAACUGUCGAGGGCACUCUGUGGAAAGUACAGCCCAGAGGCACUUUACGAAAACCAGCAGCUCCGAAUGGAACAGCUCCGAUGAUCUGGCUCUCUCUGAGCCCGAGGACAGAGAAAACUCAUACCGCUCCAGCAACAGCGAGGCCUCUGAAUCCCAGUGUCCUCCCAUGACUCUGCCCUACCACCCUCCCAGCAAUGUGACUGCAGAACCUCUCCAACUGAACUCUCAGCGGCAGCUCGGCACCACAGGGUCCCCUCACCUUCGGACCACCCCGCGGAUCCCUCCUCACCAGGGGGAAACUAGCCACGCAGUGUUUCGUCCGAGGAUGCUUCAUCAAGAACCCUUUCCAUCGAGUCCUCGUCUUUCAUCCGCGUCUUUUGUUAGUCUUCACAGGAGGCCAGACAUUUCAGGCCUCAGAACCUUCUCAGAUGCAAGCUCCAAGUCGGGCUCUGACCCAGAGAGGAGUACCCCGUCGUCAUGUGAAAGUGAGGAAAGACUGACCGGAUGCAGAUUGGAACAAGCAACGCCAGCUCAAGAGGUUUCUCUGACAACAUACUUCACUGUGGAUAACUGUAUGACGGAAACAUACCGUCUCAAGUACCACAACCAGAGGCCUCUUGUCCUCUCAGCCACGAUGCCGCGGACAGUGGUUGUGACUGAGCGCAGAGAUACCAGCCACACACUCCCCACUGACACAUACUCACAAGAUGUGCCAAAAGCCAGACCUGAAACAAGCCAUAAUAGCAAUAAACCCACUGCAAAAUGGAACCCAGUGACAGCCAAAGGACUGGAUGAACGUGGUUUUUUAUGAGUGUUACUUGGUAAAGUUUGUUUACAAGGAUGGACAGUGGUCAGUAGAGUGCUAACUGGAUGCCAAAGAGUUUACAGAAUGAAGAUAUGUCCUGCAGCGCGUCUUCUCCAAAUUGAGUGGAAUUUAUUUAUGCAAGCUUGUCACAUAAGUAAAACCUGAUUUAAAUGCUGUUGCGUGUAGUUUGAAGGAUUAUCAGCUAUCACAUAUACAGUACUGUCUUCCAUUGUCCCGCAGUAUUGCUGCAAGAAGAUUUUGUUUUAACCAAAAUCUGUACUGUUUUGAGUUUGCACAAAGGUUUCUUGAGUGUUUAUUAUUCUUUAAAAUCAUCUUAUGUCAAGUUUAAAAUGUUUAUUUUUUUAUUUGUCUAGUAUUUCUGUGCUGCGAAUAUAUCAAUGUAUUUAAAGAAAGGCUUGAGAGAUUAUGGUGAGCCACAGACUGAUAAUACUGUGGUCUGUACAGUAAUAAUACAAAGGUGAAAGAUGUGUGGUGACAGAUUACAGCAUGUUGACGAGAAAAGUGUUAAGGAAUAAAAAACUGAAUAUGAUGUCAUUCAAUGAAAUAAUACCUACAGGUUUGCAUCAUCCACAGCAGGUUUAAGGUGUAAGGAGGACUAUCUGGGUAGAUCACCUGUUAUAUGCACAUUAGGGCUUUAGCUCACCAGGGAACAGACAUUGCAACACUUGUGUUUCUUCAGUUACUGAUUUGUUGUAACUGUUAUCUUUAUCAGUUAUUUUACAAGGUUUUUUGUGUUAAUGAAUGGCUGAAGGCUGCCCCACUGCAGUCACUUUUAAGGUUCAUUCAAUAGUAUGUAAACAUAUUUCACAACAUGUGAUUAGGGAUGGCUGUGUUCAGUUUCUUGCAGCCUACAAAUCCUAACGUUUGAUGGCUAUGAUGCACUGAAGUUGGGGCAGCCUUUGUGUUAUUCAGUAGGUCAUUGUAUACUGUACCACCAUGUCACCUUGUGUGUUCUACCUUCAAUUGUGCUGAUUCUUGUAAUCCUUUUUUGUAAUUCACAGUGAUGUCAAAUUGUAUUUUUUCAGUCUUCCUUUUAAAGUAGACGGAUUUAAACAGGUCUGUAUUUGCAGGUAUUUUCAUAAUGAUGCCAUUAUAACUAAUAUGCCUAUCUGAUAUUGACCAUAAUACACAACAGUGAUUCUUGUUCGUAAGACUAAUGUUCUGAAACCUGCAUGUGGCCUUUACAAAGUCUUACUAGCUGUGUGUACAGCAUAAGCAUGAGCAUGAUAAUAAUAAUGGACUUUGAGUCCAACAAACAUCAAUUCUAUUGGAUUUUAUUUAAUUGUAAUAAAAUCAAUUCAUUAAAUAACUAUUUGUAACUACAGUGGAUUUGGAAACGUUGAUUCUCCUCUCUUGCUCAUGCAACGACACAUACUUAUGAUUAUGCAUCAAUAUUAAUAUCAAUGUUUUCUUUCACCAAGUCUUCUCCUUAACAUCCUGUCAUUUAUGCUUAUUUUUUAACAACCUUUGUCCAGAUAUUUUUCAACGAUUUUAAAAGCACACAUUUUGUCACUAAAUCUGCAGUUUGUGUGUGUUGUGUUAGUGCCUUCUGACACUAAAGGAUAGUGUUAAAUAUUUUCGGACACCUUCACCUGUAAUUUACAUAAAACAACAUAGUUUCAGAAUACCUUUACACAAAAUUGUGUUGUAGUAAUAAUAAAUCACUAAUUUUACU